Exserohilum turcica Et28A is the source of this 707-nucleotide messenger RNA. RefSeq lists its product as uncharacterized. The coding region runs from base 1 to 597 and encodes 198 amino acids. NCBI's taxonomy places the organism in Eukaryota, Fungi, Ascomycota, Dothideomycetes, Pleosporales, Pleosporaceae. The record is from RefSeq and is a predicted model, not a curated record. The transcript has 4 exons.
AUGUUUGGAAAUGUCUUUGGCACUCCAGUUCAUAGCGAUUAUUCUUCUGGGGCAAAGUGUGCGACAAACUCUGGUAGCAACUGCGUCUGCCCUUUGGGCACAGAUUACUCGGAAUCUGCCACGUGGGCAGUUGUUGGUGCUCCCGUCUCGGAUGUUGAGGCUCUCAUGAACGACUUUCACAAGCCUGCUUGGCGAGGAUCUCUCCCUUACAAGACCGAAGGCCCCAAUAAUCGCCCCGGCAUGUCGAAGCGCACUUCAACAUAUAAGACGUUGUUGGGAAUUUUCAACUUUACUGAAAUUCUUACGAAGUGGGAGAAAAAGCCCAAUGGCUCUUUCAUUCAAAAGCUAGAAUAUCUAGAAGCGGUUGGGAAUCUCACCAGUAAUCCCUGGGGUGGGUACUGGAUCACUAUCACCGGCGACUAUGUUUUCGGAGACCAAACGCUGAUUCAAUGGAGCACUUAUCUCUGCUCAAGAGGAGUCGUUAACGAUUGGGCAAAGCUACAUGAGGCUUCGUUCAGGAAUGUGAUUGAUAUCCUGCGGCCUAAAACAACUGGGUUCAACGUUGCCCCUUUCUCAGUCCCACCGGCUUUUUCUUAGGAGGCAAGGACUUGAUUUGCAUACUCUCUGAGACACCGAUGAGACUGAAAGCUCAUGAUCGGUAUUAUGUAGUUCAAGAAUACCUCACUAUUCUGCCAGAUCUAUUAGUC